This is a messenger RNA of Aspergillus pseudonomiae, 1254 nucleotides long. Its product is annotated as alpha/beta hydrolase. Gene Ontology annotation, cellular component: cytoplasm. The record is from RefSeq and is a predicted model, not a curated record. Gene Ontology annotation, molecular function: carboxylic ester hydrolase activity; palmitoyl-(protein) hydrolase activity. The coding region runs from base 360 to 1211 and encodes 283 amino acids. Gene Ontology annotation, biological process: protein depalmitoylation. Lineage: Eukaryota; Fungi; Ascomycota; Eurotiomycetes; Eurotiales; Aspergillaceae. The transcript has a single exon.
CAUGUUGAUCCCCACGACCGAAACAUAAUGAUGGCCAUUGCUCUCCAAUUGCAGCAUUCAAACCUAAGUGGUCUUCCAGGCUGCCAGAGGAGAAUCACAGCAAUCCUUGACUGGAAAAUGUGUGGCUGGUAAGCGGGGUAUUGGGAAUACGUGAAAGCAUUGAAUACAAUUACACCUGUUGUAAUCUCGGUGUAUGGCCAAAACCGUUGAUUUGAUGCUGCGCAGUUGGUGUGGCUGACUUGGCCUGUACUAUAUACCAGUGUACAACUUGAUGCGGAUUGCGGGGUAUAAAUGCGGCGAAGUACCUGCUGGAACCCUCGAACUUACAAACACCAACCCGAAUAUUAUACAACGAAAGAAUGGAAUUUCCUGAGCCUCACAUUCACUUACCGCGAGGUUCGCACACGCACACAGUCAUCCUGCUCCAUGGCCGCGGCAGUAAUGGACCUGAGUUCGCCGAGGAGCUCUUCUCCUCCAUAACCUCCAAGGGCCACAAUUUGGCCUCUUGCCUCCCGAACUGGCGUUGGGUAUUUCCCACCGCUCGCAAUUGUUGGAGUGACAGGUUCCAGGAAGAACUGUGUGCCUGGUUUGACGCAUACUCCUUGGACGACAUCCAUGAACGACAGGAGCUGCAGACUGCCGGUUUGAGGGAGUCGGUCACCCACAUCCUGGGCAUCCUACACCACGAGAUAGGAAUCCUCGAUGGGAAGACCGGCCAUAUUUAUCUUGGAGGUAUCAGUCAGGGAAUGGCAACCGCCUUAUGGACAUUGUUCUGUGCCACCAACCAGAUCCACCAGCCACUUGGUGGCUUUGUGGGUUUUUGCGGCUGGUUGCCGUUUGCACGACAGGUAGAAGAACUGGUUCAAAGUUCGCAGGAAAGCCGUGCUAUCGAUGCCCUCAGCGAACAGCCGAUACAACGUUCAGUAGCUAGUUUCUUUCUCAACACAAUCUUCGGUUCCGAGGCAUCGCAGACAAAGGAAACCAUCGGCACCUUGAUCUUAUCAACGCCUGUAUUCUUAAGCCACGGGACCGACGACGACUGGGUGUCCGUGGACCUGGGUCGACAAGCAGCUCGAGUCUUACAACAUAUCAAAAUCCCUGUUCAGUGGCAUGAGUUCACUGGGGCGGAGGGGGACGGCCAUUGGGUCAAGGAGCCUGAGGGGUUUGACCAGAUUCUUCACUUUCUCGAGGCAUGCUCCAGUCACACUUAGUCAAGCCACUUGUGCAACGAAACAUUCUCCCUGGUCCUUGUCA